This is a messenger RNA of Clupea harengus (Atlantic herring), 1688 nucleotides long. RefSeq names its product solute carrier family 38 member 11 (gene slc38a11). Gene Ontology annotation, molecular function: L-amino acid transmembrane transporter activity. Gene Ontology annotation, cellular component: membrane. The record is from RefSeq and is a predicted model, not a curated record. Gene Ontology annotation, biological process: amino acid transmembrane transport. NCBI's taxonomy places the organism in Eukaryota, Metazoa, Chordata, Actinopteri, Clupeiformes, Clupeidae.
AAACUAUCAGCAGACCAGACUGAGGAGAAAAAAAGAAUCAUGUGGUUGGAUUGAGUUCACCCGGCGCGAUCGGUGUGCACUGUGCUUGACGCAACAUUUAGUAACAGUAAUGUGUGGCUUAUACGAGAUUAGUUGAAGAGGGACAGUAAUGAUUUUUGAAAUGGAGAAUGGACCGAUCAACAAACGUGUCGGAGAUCAACAGAUUGAUAAUGAUCGAACAUCGCUUUUAACAACGCAAAAGGAAGAUGCCGAAUUAGGAACAAGCUCGAUGACCUCGGCAUCUUUUAAUUUCAUCAAUUCGAUUAUCGGAUCUGGAAUUAUAGGAUUACCAUAUGCUCUGAACCAAGCUGGUUUACCACUUGGACUGCUGCUGCUUGUGGGUGUUGCCUUCAUCACAGAUUACUCCAUCAUACUACUAAUUAGAGGAGGCAAUAUCUCAGGCACAAGCAGUUACCAGUCUUUAGUGUACAGCACAUUUGGUUUCGCUGGAUAUUUGGUUCUCUCUGUGCUGCAGUUUCUAUAUCCUUUCAUUGCUAUGAUCAGCUAUAACAUCAUUGCAGGAGACACACUGACCAAAGUGUUUCUAAGGAUACCCGGAGUUGGCCCAGAGAGCAUGUUUGCAGAUCGACAUUUUGUCAUCUUGGCAACCACCAUUCUCUUCACUCUUCCACUGUCUCUUUAUCGUGACAUUGCGAAGUUGGGAAAGGUAUCCUUGAUUUCCAUGGUGUUGACUUUUGCUAUCCUCAUCACGGUCAUCAUCAGAGCAGCCACUCUUGGACCACAGAUUCCCCCUACAGAGGAACCUUGGGCGUUUGCUCGGUGGAAUGCCAUCCAGGCCGUUGGUGUCAUGUCUUUUGCCUUCAUCUGCCAUCACAACAGCUUCCUGAUUUAUGGAUCCCUACGAGAGCCCACACUAAGCAACUGGUCACGAGUCACACACCUGUCAGUGGGCUUUGCCUUCCUGGUCAGUGCUGCGUUUUCUGUGGCCGGCUACAUCACCUUCACAGGGUACACACAAGGGGACCUAUUUGAAAACUACUGCAGAAAUGAUAACCUUGCUACAUUUGGCCGCUUCUGCUACGGGAUCAGUAUUGUGACCACUUUUCCUCUUGAGUGCUUUGUGACACGAGAGGUGGUGUCAAAUGUAUUUUUCAAAGGGAUUCUCUCCAACACUGCCCAUGUUGUGGUCACAUUCAUUAUAGUAUCUGCGUGUACUGCAAUGUCUCUGGGCUUUGACUGCCUUGGUGUUGUUCUGGAAUUAAAUGGAGUCUUAAGUGCCACCCCUCUGAUAUUCAUCAUUCCAUCAGCAUGUUUCUUGAAGUUGUCAUCAGGCCGCUGGUUUCAGGGGGAGAACAUCAUCCCCUGCAUCAUCCUGCUAGCUGGGGUCUUUGUUAUGACCACCGGCCUAAUCAUGACAGUCCUUUAUCCCCAGGAUUGCUCUCACGGGGCAGAGAUGUUCUACUGCAAGACUUCCAACAUGUCUGUGAUCUCGACCACUGCACCUCCACUACUGCCAGUGCAGAAUUCAACGCCAGUGCAGAAUUCCAUCUUUGACAUGCGAUAAAUAUGAUUGUUCAUCUAAAGUUGCAUUUUUGUUGUUGUUUGUGUUGAAUUUUGUACCACUAAUACUGUAUUAUUUAGUUUGAAUAAAACGUUUCCAUUUGUAAUUGUUCUCUGAUUCUUGUGGG